This is a messenger RNA of Nematolebias whitei (Rio pearlfish), 1965 nucleotides long. RefSeq names its product cytoplasmic dynein 2 heavy chain 1. Gene Ontology annotation, molecular function: dynein intermediate chain binding; dynein light intermediate chain binding; minus-end-directed microtubule motor activity. Lineage: Eukaryota; Metazoa; Chordata; Actinopteri; Cyprinodontiformes; Rivulidae. Gene Ontology annotation, cellular component: dynein complex. Gene Ontology annotation, biological process: microtubule-based movement. The transcript is spliced from 15 exons. The record is from RefSeq and is a predicted model, not a curated record. Bases 1 to 1965 code for a protein of 654 amino acids.
AUGGCUCCAGGCCAGCUUCUGCCACCACAUGGUAAACAACUGGGUCGCCUGGAUUCUGCUGAUUUAAAACAAGUUGUACAGAAGGGAGUAGUUCUGUACAGUCGUGACAACAAAGAGUUGGACCUUCUCCUGUUCUGGGAAGUGUGUGACUUUGUGGCCAGGGUGGAUCGAGUACUGAGCCGACCUGGUGGCUCCCUGCUUUUGGCAGGGCGGAGUGGAGUGGGCCGACACACAGCCACAUGCCUGGUGUCACACAUGCAUGGAUACACACUGUUCACACCCAAAAUCUCCCGUGGUUAUACUCUUAAGCAUUUCAGCAACGAUCUGAAGACGGUGAUGCAGCUGGCAGGUUUGGACGGCCAACAGGUGGUUUUACUUUUGGAGGAUUAUCAGUUUGUCCACCCAGCUUUCUUAGAGAUGGUGAACAGCUUGCUGUCAUCAGGUGAAGUUCCAGGUCUGUACAGCCCAGAGGAACUAGAACCUUUACUCUCAUCAUUGAAAGAUGCUGCUUCCCAGGAUGGAUUCACAAGGCCACUCUAUGAUUACUUCUCGUACAGAAUCCAACAGAACCUCCACAUUGUUUUGAUCAUGGAUUGCUCAAAUUCUAACUUCACUAUCAACUGUGAAAGCAACCCAGCUUUCUACCGCAAGUGUUCUGUCCAGUGGAUGGAAGGAUGGUCAGACAACAGCAUGAAAAAGAUUCCUGAGCUACUGCUGACAAAAAUGGAAGGAGAGGAGAGUGAAAAAGAAAAGGCCACUAAUCGAAAAAGUUCAGGGUCUGAGCUUGGAGACCUUGGCCGUUUGUUCCUAACAGUCCAUGAGUCAUGUAGGGAACAUGGUGCGACACCAAGCCAGUACUUGGCCUUUCUGCACGUCUACACUGCAUUACAUAGCCGAAAGCAAAACCAGCUUACUACAAGACAGCAACAUCUACAGGCCGGUGUGUCGAAGCUGAAUGAAGCUAAAGCUUUGGUUGAUGAUUUGAAGAGGCGUGCUGCUGAGCAGAGUGCACUGCUGAAAACUAAACAACAGGAGGCAGAUGCUGCCCUGCAGGAAAUCACCAUCUCCAUGCAGAAUGCCAGUGACCAAAAGACAGAAAUGGAAAAAAUAAAAGAAAAAAUGGCUCAGGAGAUGUCCAAAAUUGAAGAGCGAAAAGCCCAAAUUGAUGACGAGUUGAAAGAAGUGCAGCCAUUGGUGGAUGAAGCAAAGCGGGCAGUUGGAAACAUCAAGCCUGAAGCUCUGUCUGAGAUCCGCUCCCUCCGGAUGCCCCCUGAUGUCAUCAGAGACAUCCUGGAGGGGGUACUGAGACUGAUGGGCAUCUUCGAUACCACCUGGGUCAGCAUGAAGAGCUUUCUGGCUAAACGUGGUGUGAGGGAGGACAUAGCCACAUUUGAAGCCAGAAACAUCACUCCUGAGAUUCGCCAAAGUGUGGAAGAGCUGCUCAACAGAAACAAAGCCUCAUUUGACCCCAAGAAUGCAAAGCGUGCAAGUGCUGCAGCUGCUCCUCUGGCUGCCUGGGUCAAAGCCAAUGUCCAGUACUCCUUUGUCCUUGAGAGAAUUGAGCCUCUGGAAAGAGAGCAAGCUGGACUACUGGAGAAUCUCAGAAAAACAGAGAGCAGGAAGAAUAAAUUAGAAGAGCAGCUCAACAGUGUUGGUGCCAAAGUCAACAAGCUGAAAGAGAAGUUUCAGUCCCAUACUGCAGAGGCUGCUAAGUUGGAGGUCGAGGUGACUAAAGCUCAGGACACAAUCACUGCAGCGCAGCAGCUUAUAUCACAACUGGACGGAGAACACACACGUUGGAAUGCACAGAUGUAUGAGAUAAAGAGUGAGUUGGAUACGCUCCCCAUCAGAGCUUUGCUUGCCGCAGCCUUCAUCACCUAUCUGUCCGCUGCUUCUGAAGACCGCCGAAGACACUGUCUGGAGAUUUGGAUGGCUCAAUCUGGACUUCAGAGUAAUACACUUUAA